Messenger RNA from Oreochromis aureus, 12791 nucleotides. RefSeq names its product APC membrane recruitment protein 2 (gene amer2). NCBI's taxonomy places the organism in Eukaryota, Metazoa, Chordata, Actinopteri, Cichliformes, Cichlidae. Gene Ontology annotation, molecular function: phosphatidylinositol-4,5-bisphosphate binding; beta-catenin binding. Gene Ontology annotation, biological process: regulation of canonical Wnt signaling pathway. Gene Ontology annotation, cellular component: plasma membrane. Bases 4231 to 6306 code for a protein of 691 amino acids. The transcript has a single exon. The record is from RefSeq and is a predicted model, not a curated record.
UUUAAUUUUUAUUAACACACAAACAGGAACACGUGUGCAUGCACACACACACAGACACACACCGUAGCUUAGUUUAAUCCAGAGCUGGAAGACCCCCUGCGCUGACACAAUCUGACCGGUAAUGACCCCUAAUGAUAAUGAUAAAGACUGUGCGGUGUGUAUGUGUGCCUGUGCCAGGCAGCUAACCGCUGAUGUAUGAUUAGCCACACCUGUGUCUUGUUUGCGUUACUAACCUUUGGCAAACCUCUUGCUUGGAUCCUGUUGUGCUGUUUUCACUGAUGUGGUACUUAAAAGAAAAGUGGGUAGAUUGCUGAUUGUAUUGUUCUCACACUUGAAAAGAUUCAUGUAGUUACACAUGCUGGCAUACUGAUAUGUACUACGCCUGACUGACAGCUAAAACUAUUCUGGUUUGUUAUGUGAACCUACAGUCAUGACCACAUCACAGCUACUUCUUUGUUGGUGUCUUUAUGAUCCACUGAACUCUCUGUGAGAUUACUGAUAAGAUAUGUGACUUAUUAGCCAAGUGAGGCAAAGUUCAGACAAGUGUGUUCAAUAAAGGUAUGUUCAAAACCACACCAAGACUUUCCUUCGGACGUUUUAAUUAAACUCUGUGGUGAUAUUCAGGUUUGGUUUUUUCCUAUAUGUGAAACUGAAGCAGGAAUCCCCUUAGCUGACUUUCUAAAAUAAUAAAGGUGCUAAAGCAGGAGACUAAAAUAGCAUAAUGUGUUUUAAUGUAAUGACCUUUUUGCAUUCUUUUCUGUCUAGUCACAUACCAAGAUCUUGGUAUCCCAAGAUAAUGGUCACAUACCAAGAUAUUGGUAUGUGACCAAUAUAAAAAGACUGGCGUGUGCUGAACGAAGAUGAUGUCGUAACUGUGACACAUUUAGAUUCUCUGAUGGCACCAGCGGCAACCUUGGACUAUCAGACAGUUCAAGAUGGAUUAUAAGGAUACACACUCUAAUUAAUUAAGUUAUUUACACCCGGAUGUGAAGACACUGAAACUUGUUACAAAAUUAAACACACCCUAUAGCUUUGUUGACAAAAAUAACCACAACAGAUUUAGCAAGCAUUUAUUUGAAAAGAUUUCCAUCUCUUUCACAACUUCUGUCUGAUAAAGGGUGCACGCACAAUGCAAAUUUCACAUGACAACACAGUCUGUUUUGCUUUUGUUAGCAAGACAAAUUAGGCAUUUGAAAAAAAAAAAAAACAGUAUUUGCAUCCUGAGGCUCUUUCCUCACAGAGUAUUAAGAAUGAAAAACAAUGACAUUCAGCUGCUGCUUGCGGGCAUUGUGCAGUGGAAGCACACUGACGUAAAAGAGGAACCAUAAUAACCAUAUAACAGACAAAACAGUGAGAGACAUGAGAGAGAGAAAAUGUCCUCCAACUGUCCCACUUAGUGCUGAGCUUUGCUCAGGGGGCUGAAAUGGGAACCCUUUUUAGAGAGGGUGGGGGCACCAAGUAGGAGGGAUAAUAGGGUGUGGGCUUCUUGUAUUGCAUGCGUGAAUCUGCCUUAGCUGGUACUGAAAAGAAUAAUUAGGUUGCAAGGAGAGCACAUGUUGCAUUAUCCAAGCACCAAACUAACCAAACCAGUUCAAUAUCCACAAAAGCCCCUGGACAAAAGUUCUUUUACAUUUGUAUACAAGUCCCAUGCUUUUAAAGAUGGCCUUAUUUAUCCAUUUUCUAUUCAUAUAUAUAUAUAUGUGUGUGUGUGUGUGUGUGUGUGUGUGUAUUGCUUUCCUAUGUCCUCCAUUUAAAUGCAGUCAUACAAACUGCUCGAUAAGCCCGAUGUGGUCUAAUGGUCUCCAUUGUGGAAUAUAGUAACAUGGUCAUAAUGUGUGCAUUUGCUUCAAUAAUUUACUGAUGUUUAAAUGUCUUAAGCACUGUAAUAAUGUACACUGCCACUCUAAGAGCUAAGCAAAAUCCUUUGUCUCAUCAUGCGAUAACCGAGCUCCCUCAUCAGUCUCCACUCAUCAAUCCACCAGCCAUCUGCUGCUUAGACUCAGCUUCAAGUCCACGCAGUAGCCAGCUGACCUGCUAGCACUGCUGUAGGGCAUUCUGCUUGAAUAUCUGAUGUACCUGAAAACAUGCAUACUGGGUGACUGACUGGUAAGUAGACAGGCUGGCUGACUGACUCUUGGGGACAGAUUAUCUUUCUUAUUGGUGGGGGGGAGCAUAGGGAUGAUAUGCUUCGAUGCUUCACUCUGGGGAAGCCCUCAAAAAGUGUUUGCGUGAGCAUGUCUCUAGAUUUGUGGUUGUGUGUAUUGGGCUCAUGAAUGCAGACAUUGUUUGAUAGCAGUGGGAUGGAAGAGGAGAGCCUGUGCUCACAGUCACUAUGGUGGAGGAGGAGAGAAAAGGAGAAGGGGAGGGAAGGGAAGGAAGGAAGGUUUGUAAGUGGGUCGGGAUAACAGGGAGAUUCAUGGGGGGUUGGGAGCACCCACAGUGGAUUGCACGCAGAAGAAAGGAGAACUAUGGGUGGAUCUACAGUAAUUGGUGAUGAUGUAAUUUGUUCAGAUAUACAAACUGAUUGCCAGUCUCCAGAAAAAGCAAACAAACUGAGAUGUGGAUUGCCCAUUAAAAAUGAUUUCACUCUUUAUUAUUAUAAAAAAAUAUUUUAAUGUAUAAUACCCUAAUUCAUUCACACUUUUACUUAUUAGCACAAAUGGAUUUUGAUAAUAAAAUCGGAACAACUGUGCAUUUUGUAAAGACACGAGGACAAUGAACAAAGAGCAGCGAGUUGAUCCACUGCCACAAGGUUUCCUUCCAGUUCGUGAACAGUUAAUUGUUCUACAUGCCUGCAGAAACUCUGGUGGUUGCCAAGGUAUGCUCUAAAAGUAUAACUAAUUUGAAAAGAAAGAGUGUACUGCUGGCUGCAUAAUUGGUGACACAAAACCACAGACACAAGGAAACUGAGGAUGACGUGAUGACAGUUAUAUGUGGCGUCACAGCGCUCAGACACCUGGCCCUGUGUGUCCAUAUGGAAGAGGCCUCAAGGCCAUAUGGCUUAUAUGUGUGUCUCAAACUUAGUUGAAGGCUGUGCUGUUUGUAUUUCUAUGUGUGUCUACUUGUAAUUCGUGAGGGGCCUAAAUCUUUUUGCAGAGUCACUUGUAAGUCAUUUAAGUUUUGGAUGAGAAAUUGGUUGUGAUUGGGAGGUUAAGACCUCCGUGUCCCCUGAAAUAACAGAAGCAUGACUGCACUGACAUUUCUAAAUCCAUAUCCUGGUCUAAGCCCGCUCAUACUGUUGAUCAGCAGGUCUUGUUUAUGAGUCCACUAAUUAGCACUUGUGAUAUGCUUAGUUUCAUUUACUUUGAACUUUUAAACCCUCAGACUCCGAUUUAGCCAGUCUAAUAAGCCUGGGUGAAGGGAAAAGGCUAAUUCUGAUAAAUUUACAAUGUAAAGCUACUGUUUACCCAAAGCUCUGACUUACCUGACAGGAAAGAUAUACCCAGAAAUUAAUGUCCACACAUGCAAAAGUUAUGUUUUUUAAUGGGCAGCGUCAUUGUCAGUUUUCCCACAUCUGUGGUCCAUGUCCUACAAACAGUCUGUAUAAAGAUUAGCCCCAAACAAUAAUGUGAUCUGUCCUAAUAAUUGGCUACUCAACCGAGCUGCCAUUAAGGAAGCCCUCAUAAACAUAUUGAACUCAUGUCUAAUCCUUUAUAAUGCAUCAGCAGAUCAGUGGGUGUGUAUUGCUUCAUUGCUACCCUGGAAUGUGUUUAGUGCAAACACAGAGACGUGGACACACACAGUGCACACAUACACACACUGAUGGAUGCGGUGAAUUUUGGGCUUCGGAAAUACUGAACAGUUAAAAGGAAAGACCAACCAGUGCAUCGGUGACAGGCAAGGUGGAAGCAGAGAAGAGGAAAGGGGUUGGGGGAGGGAGUGGAGGAGAGACACUGGCGCCCCGCCAACGUUGACGAAAGCUGCUUAGCCCACCCAGUUGCCAUGGAUACAGCAAGGAGCAGCAUGUGUGUUUGUGUGUGUGCCUGUGUGUGUGUGAGAGAGAGAGAGAGAGAAAGAGAAAGAGGGAGGGAGGGAGGCAGACAGAGAAAACCAGCAGGCAGGCGUUAAAGCAAGUCAGAGUGGGAGUGAAAGAGCACCAGACAGCAGGGUGGAGGGAGAGAGAGCGAGCGAGAGAGGGUGAAUGUAUGUGCGGCCAGAAAGAGAGAGGAUAAAAAGGUAGCUAAAGAGCUCGAGGGAGACGAUAGAGUGGGAGCGAUAGAGUACUAGAUAAUGGAGGUGCACUCAGAGUGUGUGGAGCCUCCUGUGGCCCCUCAGUGUGACCCCCAGCCUACAGGGAAGAUCAACAAAGCUGCCUUCAAACUCUUUGGGAAGCGGCGCACUGGAUCUGGAAUGGCCAGCUUCUUUUCCUUCAGGAACAAAGGGGCUACAAACAGUGGAAACAACGGGAAUUCUGACAAUGGAAAUUCUUUGAAUGGAAACAGCUCAGGGGCAUCGGCGGAACUUGUGAGGAGCAGAACCCACGAUGGACUAACGAGCUCUAACAACGAUGCUGAUGGACAGAGAGGGGAGGGACUUGCAGGCCUGGAGGUGGGGCCGGUGAGGUCUCUGAGCAAAUCGCUGAGUUUCUUCUCUCUUCUCCGACGCGGGAGUUUUAGGUCGAGUGAAAACGGAGGAGCAGGACUUGUCAGAAGAGGAAGGGGCCUGAAAGGAUUUUUCAGCAGCAUGCGAUGGAGACGUAAAGACAAAACAAAUGAGGGCGAUGGAGAAGAGGCGGAAGCGAAGAAGGACAAGGAUGGAGAUGCUGCUGAUGCUGAAAAGGUAAAGGACAUUACUCUAACCCUUGAACCACCUCCCCAUAACCAUCAAGCAGACUGUGGGGAUGCAGAAGCAGGACCUAACCUCCAAGCACUAGAGACUCCCACCACGAGUGUUACCAUGACACCUCCACACUGUGUUGCCAUGCCAGGGCCAUCUGGUGAGCCAGACUCCCCCUUUCCCUACACGCCCACUGACUCACCACUGCGACCACCCAUCCAAAAAGCCAAAGCCUCAAUUUCCAGUCUCACCCCCUCCCUUGCUACACCCCCUUUGGAUCGCUGCAGCACUGGUGACCCACCAUCAGAGCCCUCUGUGGACCGACUCUGCUCCCUCCUCUUCACUGACGUCACGUCCCUCAAGAGCUUUGAUUCACUCACAGGCUGUGGUGACAUUAUUGCUGAUGCCGACGAAGAGGGCCCAGUGGGUAAUGGGGGCAGUGGUACCAGCAGCAGUAGCAGUGGUGGAGGAGGAGGUAGCGUGGGAGUGGGUAUUGGGAGAGUUGUUGGUAUCACCAGUAGCAUCUCCCCAUCUAAACCCCCUUUAUCUUCUCAGAUGUCCCAGCCCAUGUUCUCUGUCGCCCCAAACUCUGCACCUGCCUCCCUCCCUGCCAGAACCAGGGCGCAACCUCAACCACAACAGCACCCACCCGGGAGUGGUGUGGUGGCCUACAUGGGUGGAGGGGAAGAAAUGGCAAGUCCAGAAGGAGUGGACGAUGCAGACAUGCAGGGACUCUGGCACAUGUUGCCUUCCACAGGAGACAACUCCCCUGCAUUGCCCCGAUCGCAUCAACCUUCCUCCUCUACCCCUACUUCCACUUAUCCCCCUCGCACCAACCCUGCUAGCAGCUACCUUCCCUCAGCUUCCAGGAGUUCAGACAGAAAGGUACCACAGGUGAAGGCGCUGGGACUCAGUAAGAUUCCAGUAGUUGGUGGAGCGGGAAGCCGGGCAGCUAAACCCCCUCUCCCUCACGCACAUGGUCGUCACCCUACAUCGCCAAGUGAAAAAGAGCCGCUUAGUGACGAGGGCUACUGGGACACACCGUCAGCAACACCUACAGCAACACCUGACGAGAGUGGGCUGCAGCAUAAUCAGAAUAUGGCCCUAUCACGUGACAGUUGCUCUGGAGACCACCUGUAUGACCUCUACAAUGAUCCUGAAGAAGAAGCAGAGGAUCAGGGGGGAGAUGAAGAUCCAAACAGCUCGCCCUCUCCAUCCACUGAAUACAAAACGAGCCCCAUCUCCCAAGCAACUCUGCCUUCCUCCUCCUCCUCUUGUUCCUUCCGAUCAAUGAAAGGCAGCACCAGCCUUCCUCGAGAAUCCAAGAUCCCGGUAAGCACCAAACCAACCACACCCCCUCACUCUGCAAGCCAGUCAGCCCUGUCGUCCGUCCUAGAGGCCGAAUCCCCUCCACCAAAGACGCAACCACCUCCUCCGGCUCGCACCAGAAUCCCAGUAUCCAAGGUGCCAGUUCGUCGUUCUGGAAACAAAUCUGGCGGCACAGCAAGAGGGACUGCCCACAAGAAGUAGCUUCUGUCACACGGGUGAUUUUCCACUGGACUUGAGUGCACAUUGCUACACUGCAGCUUACGUAGAGCCAAAUGUUUCCCCAGACCAAGAAAAAUGUUGAGCUGUACAGUCAAUGGCCUAGGAAUUGCUCUCAAAUCUUUAAAUCUCUCAUUCCUUAGGCGUGUUGGCUCACGAACAGCUACAUUAGAGUAAGUGCUUUGUUCACCUGAGAAAGUCACUAGGAAACUUGAAAAAGCUAGGAUAACAUUUUGCAGCCCUCCUUAAAACUUUGGGGGUUGACUAUUGACAAUCUGUUAAUUUGCAAAAGAUGCAUUCGCCUUGAAAGUUCCCAGAAAAGUUCCUGGCCUGUUAACUAUGUGACCACUACUUUGACAGAAAACGAAAGCAGAGCACUUUUUUUUCUUUUAUGUUUUUCUUUUAGAUUUCCACAAUUUGUUUAACUCAAUCUGAUAGUAAGGACCUAAUCUAAUCAAUGUUAUUAUUAUUAUUAUUAUUAUUAUUAUUAUUACUACUAUCUAAUCUGUAACAUGUACCUCUUAAUUCUCUGAUUUUAGAGCCAAAGUUUUUGAUUUUGUCAUAGUUUGGAAAAGUCCCAACCCUCCAUUUUUCCUUUGGUUGCUGUAAAUGUUUUUUUUAACAUGGUCUUUUGCUGACCGCACACUGAUUUUAAAACUAUACAUGAACUCUGAACUGCUUUUAUUACCUACUUUGCAGCUACAAAGCUAUCCUGCAGAAGGUCACACUGCAUCUCAUGCUUUUUAAGAUCGAUUAGCGGAUUUCUUUUUCUUUUUUAAAUCCUUUUGGACUAACUUUGGCUUCAGCCUUUGUACUUGGAUCUCACUCAUACCCGGCUGCUUCACUGGAAGUACAUUCACAGAAUGUUAAUCUCUGGGAUUUACAAAUGUUUAACUACCAAUGGAAACCUGCAAAACUAUCGCAAUACAUCAACCUGGAGGGAUCCCUUGCACUAAGGCUUCGUUGUCUGCAAACACACACACACAUGCACAUGCAGAAUCAUACACGCACACACAUACACAUUUCUUCUUGCUCUCUGCAUGUAGUGCCACAUAUCAAGGCACAAAGGUCAGGGAACAUCAUCUAAUGCUGAAGGAUCUGACACAUGCACACUGCUCAACCUUUGGCACUGUAUUUGUAGCUACACUGGAUAACUUUCUUCUCUAAGAACACAUGCACAAACACAUUUUUUUCUAGCUAGUACUUUCUUCUUCACUGGAUUUCGUACUGUUUUUAUAGACUUUCCCUUUCCGCAAUCAUACUGCACGGAUCCUAAACUGUGACAGCACCAGCUUUCUAACACUCUGCCUUGUCUUCUUUCUUUUACUCUCUGUUAGCAUACUGUAUAGGCUAAUGUGGAUGGAUGACAAGAAGGCGACCUUUCUAUAUAUGUGCCAGUUUAGAGAACUAGCUUAUUAUACAUAGCAAAAUUUGGGAACUAAUGCCAGAUGAUUGACCUCGCCCCUUCUUCUACUCGCUAUUAAUAAAACAAAACAAAACAAAAAACAAUGUAUAACCUAAUUUCACGAGCCACCACAGCUGCGAGUGAAUGUGAAUGUAGCUUGACAUUGUAAUGGAUAUUUGUGAGGACAUAGUUUUCUGUGUUCUACUAUCCUCUUUGUCCCUCUUUUGUGGGGGCAAGACAAACUGGAUUUGACUCUUUUCUAAGUCCCCUGUGGCUUGCAUUGCAAAACGCCGCUUGUUUUAGAAAUGAGAGGGUGUGUUGCAGUCCUAGAAGGCCUUUGUUGUGAUUCAGUGCAAUCAGUUAAAAGGGAGCAGGUUGGUCCCUUAUAGGGAUUUCCAUAGAAUUUUCAUAGGAUAUGCCAAGUUUAAUGUAAUCAUUCCCACAGAAGGUAUCAGUGACACUUGAGGGUCAUUCUCGUUCUUUAAGCCAUCUCAUCUCGUUUAGAGUCUAAUGAUUGAUCCAUGACACUGCUCCGGGUUCAGAUAUCUUUUCAGCCUCCCUAUGGUGUAGUGUAGGCGACCAUGGAGUAACCUGAUUCCGAGGCUGCAGUAGGAACUCUCCUAGCCAAAUAAAAGGGCGCCCUAAAGGUCACCUGGGAAGCAGCAAGUGAUCAUGUCGGUUCACAUUUUCCCUUUCUUUAGCUUUAGACCUUCAGCUUCCUUUAUUCAUUGCUGAUUGAGAAAAUAUUAUUUUUAAGUAACGUAUUUUUUUGGUUGAUGUUAUUGGUUGGCAAGAUUUUACUUGGAUUCCUUUAACAAUCAGAUUCUGUGGAACUGAAAAAUGACAGGUCAUUAUGCAAUCAAUGUCCACCAGGUUUUGUUUAAAUAUAGGACAUCACUCUAUCCAACAUCUCAACGUGUUUUACUGUUUCUUAGCUUCAUCCAAGUAUGACAUGGCGAAAAAUUAAAGUACAACUGUUGCACUGGCACACACACACACUCCUGAGGUCACCAUGUUUCCAUCAUGGGCUCACCAACACCAGACUCAGUUCAAUGUAUUUUUUGCAGGCAAACACUUCUCUUUUCUUUUCUGGGCUUUUAUGUGAUCAUUUGCUCUGAUGAAAAGCAGAUUUUCCCCCUCCUUUAUGUUUCUAUCUGUUUAUAUUGUGAAAACCUCAUUACAUUUUUAAUAAAGAAAACUGUAUUUGGGCUGAUAGAUGAGCCCCUGACUUUUUGUAAGCACAUUUACACCAUCAUAGGAGUUAUGUCCUUUUGUGUUUGGAGAAAAAAUAAAAUGGAGGUUGAAUUCCACUUCUCUCAUCCCAACCCCCAUGUCCUGGUGUCUUAAAUCCCUAAGGAUCAGCCUGAGUGAGAAAAGGUGAUGCAUUGAGUAGCUUUUGUUUUUGGUUAUUGUUGUGGUCUGGCACUUAGGGAGAGGUCAUUCUGGCUUGGGAAUUAUAGGCUAUCAAUAAAUGCUAUUGAUUGCUGACAUAAAAGCCUGACAGUUGUGUCACUAGCUACUGUUGGUCUCUGGUGGGGAAAGAAAGGAGACAGACAGGCAUGGUGAUGACAAAGAGACACAGCUGAUGCAUGUGGAUAUGAGACCCGCGUAUGCCCUGAAUAGAUGAAAAGUAUAUUCAAGAAUGGCUCAUGUUGCUAGAAAAAGCUUAUAUGUUGUGGUUUAUCCAUGUGAAGUAGGAGGAGGAUUUGGUGCAGUGCGAAUCCCCUUUGUAAUGGUGCAGCGAUUCCCCCUCCCUCUUUAUCCAGCUCUCUACCGAGGUUUAUGUAAAAGCCUUACGUAAGACCAUAACACUCACUUGUACCAGCCCACCACAUCAAAGCCAGGGAUGCUGACAGUAAGAAUGGUGCGUAAUGUUGCAUGUGUGUGUGUGUAUGUGUAUAUAUCUGUGUCAGCUGAUCUCAUCAGUAAUCUGCUGUUUGGCUGCUCGAUGUGGACAGUUGUUCUCAGUGUGAGCCAUGUUUGUGCUUAUUUGUUUUGGGGCAUAAAUCUGGUAAAAGAGCACAACAGAGAGCACUGAGUUUCUGAUGAACAAUAGGGUUCUUAUUCAAACCAGUGAGGAAGAGAACAAGGGAAGGAGUCAUGGUGAAAAGCAUAGAAUAAGUGGCAGAAUAAGAUUUAUUGUGAGUAUGAGAAUGGGUUUCAAGAGCUUCAGUGCUCUUAAAUGAAGCUUUUAUUUAGCUGGUAUAACUUCUGAUGAUCACCAGCCACAAGUAUCCACUUGUUACUGGCCACUUCAUUAGGUACAGCUUGCCAGUAGUCCAUGCCAGUCUCCUGUUCCACCACAUCCCAAAGGUGCUCUAUUGGAUUGAGCUCUGGUGACUGUGGAGGACAUUUGAGUACAAUGAACUCAUUGUCUUGUUCAAGAAGCCAGUUUGAGAUGAUUUGAGCUUUGUGAUAUGGUGUGUUAGCCAGCUGGAAGAAGCCAUCACAUGACGGGUACACUGUGAUCACAAAAAGUUGACAUGGUCAGCAACAAGAGCUGUGCCAUUCAAAUGACGAUCAGCUGGUUGUUAGGGGCCAAUGUGCAAUAAAAAUGUGCAAUAAAAAUAUCUCAGUCAACACCACUAGCAGCCUAAACUGUUGAUACAAGCUAGGAUGGAUCCAUGCUUUCAGUUUGUUUACAGCAGAUUCUGACCCUACCAUCCAAAUGUUGCAGCAGAAAUCGUGAUUUGGCAGUUUUUUCCCCCUAAUUUUCUACCGUCCAGUUUUGAUGAACCCUAAAAUUCUUUCCUUAUAUGAGUGGCACCCAGUGUGGUCUUGGUCUGCUGCAGCCCAUCUGCUUUAAGGUCUGGUAGUGGAUGACCAGUAGUUUUAGCAGCAGCCGGUGCUCUAAAAAGAUUUAGACCUACAGUUUGCUUAUAGGCAAAAUAUUCUACCUCGGGCUGUAAUAAAUAACAAAUAAGCAUUUACUGCUGUCAUAGUACGGUAAGUAAAAGUAAUACCAGCUGAAUAUAACAAAACAAUGAAAAAGAAAGACUACAGUACCUAUCUGGUGGUAAAGAAAAACAAACUCUAGCACAGACAGAGAAAAAUGAAGGCCGCUAGUAUUUACAAAAACACAACAUCUUGAUGGUAGGUAGGCUUCCCUGGCCUUGAUAAAUGUGUGUGAGUGCAUGUGUGUAUGACGGAGCACCAUUCAAAAGAUGUACCCCACAUUCUGCAUGGCAGCCUCUCUACAGUCGUUCCCAUAGUAACUCCACUAGGUCAACCAAUAAAAAGAGGGGGCUGGGCAGGAAGGAGGAUGGGAGCCUGUUUGGGGGGUGGGUGCUGACACACUGUGUGAAAGAUGUGAUUGGAGUUGAAGUGGUGCAGUAAAAAAUGCAUACAAAGACACACACACACUAACCUACAUGUUGAUGGUGCUCAUGCAAAUGUCAGAUGUCAUAGAUUUGAAUUCAGCAGUUUGUUUUUUCAAAUCUAUGCACACUUACUCAGUAGCAACAGUUCAAGUGUAAACACCCUUCAAUAAAACACCAAGUCAAGCCUUUAGAAAAAUGGAAAUGCAGUAAAUUUGAAUGUGUGUGACCUUCAGCACACACCCUUUAAACACAACACAUCUUUGCAUCACUGGAUUUCAAAUUUGCAUCCCCAUGUGAAGCCUCCUCUCACUACUAUUUUUCGCCUUUUCACAGGUGUUAGUGUCAUUUUGUCCUCUGUCCCUCUUCACUUUUCCGUCUGCCUUUUGAGUGACACUACAGUUCAUCCCAGGGCAAAAUUGUGUAAUCUUCCUUUUAUUAAUAAUUCAUGAAGAGUGAAGAUUUUGACGUCUGUUUGGUACACCGUAAAGACGAGAAGAUCCAGUACAGUAUGACGCUAGUAAAGCUGUAACCUUCAGAAUGUGUAAGUCUAGUUUAUUCCUCAGGACGCCAGACAGUCCUGGAUAAUGUUAAGCAUCACAUGGUUAUGACACCAGUAAGUUAUUUCUAAAAACUGCAUGUGCUCCUCUAGAGUGAUAAAUUCUGCUUUGAAAUGAUAAAACGGAAAAUUUAAUUAACUUGCAAACUGAAUACGACUGCAUGAAGCAAAAUGAUUCAAAAUUUAAUUAUGGAUCACAAGAUAAAUAUUGAGAAUAUUAAAAUGUAAGGUCAGACACAGCAAUACAAAGUACAAAGAUUUGAAAUUUUUACUCAAUAUAGAAUUCAAAAUUAUACUAAACUGAGUUUGUGCUGAAACUUUACUGAGAUUACCAUCUUAUACUAACUCAAUUCUCAAAAUGAAUUUCCAUAAAAGCAUGAAUAUAAUAUAUAAUAUAAUAUACAAUAUGAUGACCACAUUAAAAUAAUCAGUCUAACGUAGUGAAUCCAUAGAUAUAUCUAGACAUGUAUAGCUGUACUUAAGUGUUAUUGGUAGACAUAUAGACUGCUUCUACAAACAUCUCUAAGAGGAUGGGUCGCUCUCAAAAGUUCAGUGAAUUCCAGUGUAGUUCUGUGAUAGGCUGCCGCCUGUACAACAAGUCCAGUCGUGAAAUUUCCUCACUAAUAAAUAUUCAACAGUCAACAGUUGGUGAUAAUAUAACAAAACUGAAGUGACUGGGAACGACAGCAACUCAGCCAUGAAGUAGUAGGCCAUGUAAAAUCACAGAGUGGGGUUAGCAGAUGCUGAGGCACAAAGUGUGCAGAGGUCGCCAACUUUCUGCAGAGUCAGUCACUACAGACCAAACUUCACAUGGCCUUCAGAUUAGCUCAACAACAGUGCGUAGAGAGCAGCCACAUCUGAGCCUUAGCAGUAAUGUAAAGCGUGUCGUCACUGGACUCUAGAGCAGUGAAGACGUGUUCUCUCGAGUGACGAAUCACGCUUCUCCACCUGGCAAUCUUAUGGAUGAGUCUGGGUGUGGCAGUUGCCAGGACACCGGUAUUUCAUCCAACAUCAGUGUCUGACCUCACAAAUGUGCUUCUGGAAGAAUGGUCAAAAAUUCCCAUAAGCACAUGUCUAAACCUGUGGAAAACCUUCCCAGAAGAAUUGAAGCUGUUAUAGCUGUAAGAUGAAUGGGAUGUCACUCAAGUUUAUGUGAACAUGUGAAGUUCAAGUGCAUGUGAACAGGAGU